Rhododendron vialii is the source of this 366-nucleotide messenger RNA. RefSeq lists its product as uncharacterized. The transcript has a single exon. The coding region runs from base 1 to 366 and encodes 121 amino acids. The record is from RefSeq and is a predicted model, not a curated record. Lineage: Eukaryota; Viridiplantae; Streptophyta; Magnoliopsida; Ericales; Ericaceae.
AUGCCCCAGAGCCGAGAGGAGUACUUCAACAUGAAGCACUCUAAGGCACGAAAUGUUAUCGAGAGAUGCUUUGGGGUGCUGAAGAUGAGAUGGGGGAUUUUGAGAUCUUACUCUUUCUACUCCAUUAGGACUCAAUGUCGCACCGUCACUACAUGUAUCCUUCUCCAUAAUCUCAUUAAGUGUACAAUGGCGGUGGAUCCUGUUGAGACUGAAUACACGGCGUGGGAGCAGGCGAACCUACAUAAUGUACCACAUGAAGUGUACAUUGCAAAUGUCGAAUCUACAAAUGAAUGGACACAAUUUCGGGAUAACUUGGCAACCCAAAUGUACAAUGAUUGGUUAGCUAAUCCAGGGGGUGACCAUUAA